AUGGCCCCUCGGCAGCUCGGAGGAUUUACGGAGAACCGGGAGGGUUUAGCGGCCUCAGGAGACACUGGGACACAGGGGGAGACACCGGGACACCCGGGGGGAGACACCGGCAUGAAACCGAAAGGAAGAGAGAGACGUCACAGCUGUCAGCAAUGUGACAAAUCCUUUACAUCAUCUAGAGCUUUAAAGAGCCACCUGCGUAUUCACACUGAAGAGAAACCAUACAGCUGUGAAGAGUGUGGGACAACAUUCACUAGAUCACAUCAUCUCAAAACACAUCAACGUAUUCACACUGGAGAGAAACCGUACAGCUGUAAAGAGUGUGGGACAACAUUCAAGAGAUUACAUCAUCUCAAAACACAUCAACGUAUUCACACUGGAGAAAAACCGUACAGCUGUGAAGAGUGUGGGGAAACGUUCAAUAGAUCAGAUGCUCUCAAAUCACAUCAACGUAUUCACACUGGAGAAAAACCGUACAGCUGUGAAGAGUGUGGGGAAACGUUCAAUAGAUCAGAUGCUCUCAAAUCACAUCAACGUAUUCACACUGGAGAAAAACCGUACUGGUGUGAAGAGUGUGGGAAAACGUUCACUACAUCAAGUAAUCUCAAAACACAUCAACAUAUUCACACUGGAGAAAAACCGUACUGGUGUGAAGAGUGUGGGAAAACGUUCAAUACAUCAAGUGCUCUCAAAAAACAUCAUCGUAUUCAUACUGGAGAAAAACCGUACUGGUGUGAAGAGUGUGGGAAAACGUUCACUCAAUCAAGUAAUCUCGAAACACAUCAACAUGUUCACACUGGAGAGAAACCAUAGUGGUUUUAAGAGUGUGGGAAAACGUUUUCUCAAAGUAUUCAGCGAAUCCAUCCUGCAUAGUUUUGAACAACUAUGAGAGCCAAGCUAGCUGUUUCCUCCUCCUGAUGUCCUGAGAGCUGUAGUUAUAUUUUAAGAGUCUUUCUGAAUUGAAGUCUGACUAACAGACUUCAAUUCACAGUCAGUCUUGUUUGAUGUCCCUGGACAAGCCCUGAGGUCCUCCUCAGCUUUUUAAAUAUCCCUAAAAUCCCCCAAAAUAAAAUGGGUGAGGCUUUUCUCCACUACACUCCCAAACUGUGGAACACCAGGAAAUAUCAGAGAGGCUCAGUGGACAUUUUUAAACACCUUCUAAAGAAACAUCUCUUUAGAUUAGCUUUUUAUUAGCAACCCCCCACUUUAAAUGGUUGUUUAGUCUUUAUUAUUUACCUACUUUUAUAUUGUUUCAUUUAUGAUAUAGGAAGGGUUUUUAUCUUAUAUUAGUCAUUUAACAGUUUUGAUAACAUUUAUUUUUACGUUGGUUUCUUUAUAUUGUAAUCGUUUAAACUUUAUUAGAAUUAUGAUGUUUUUAUUACUAUU
This is a messenger RNA of Trematomus bernacchii (emerald rockcod), 1386 nucleotides long. RefSeq names its product zinc finger protein 239-like. The transcript has 2 exons. The record is from RefSeq and is a predicted model, not a curated record. The coding region runs from base 1 to 813 and encodes 270 amino acids. Gene Ontology annotation, molecular function: DNA-binding transcription factor activity, RNA polymerase II-specific; RNA polymerase II cis-regulatory region sequence-specific DNA binding. Lineage: Eukaryota; Metazoa; Chordata; Actinopteri; Perciformes; Nototheniidae. Gene Ontology annotation, biological process: regulation of DNA-templated transcription.